GGCCGCGCGAAGCGGUUUGGCAGGGUGGCUGCCCGGGCCGUAAAAGCGUGCCGUAUCGCUGCAAACAGCGGUCACGGUGAUUCAUUCGCUCCUCUGUAGACCCGCUUCAUCAGCCCUCCACGCAGCGUACGCGUAGAGGCUGCCCAGUUGUUUAGCAAGGGCAGGAUCCAGGACCACCCCUCACGCGGCCGACGCGGCCCCGGGUGACACCAACCAUGCUCGGCUCCUUCGCCUUCGCCCAGCCCGACGCGCGCGUGGCGCCGACCAUGGCCCAGAGCCCGGGGCCCGAGUCCGUGCGCAGUUCCACGGAGUCGCUGCACAUGACGCUCGCCCAACACCUCGACGUCAAAGAGUCGGACGACACCGAGCUCCAGGCUCUGCUGUCGCGGGUCGACGGCGACGUGCCCGACGACGACAUUGACGAGGACGAGCUGGCGCUCCUCGAGGCCCAGCUCGGGCAAAAGGAGGAACCGACGGGCGCGCUCGCGGCCCUGGGCGCGGAGCGGUGCCGCCAGCGGCUUGCGGUGCCCGAGGAGGCCGACGAGGACGGCUCCGACUCGCCGACGCCACCGCCACUGGAUGCGCCGGGCGGGCCCGCGGCUCCCCAGAGGCCGCGCGCCGUCGCGCUACGGGAGUGCGCGAAGCACCUCCAGACGCUCGUGACGACCAUCGAGCAAGAAAAUACGGCUCGCAAUAAGCUCCCCACCGCAAAAGGCGCGGCGCUCGUUUUGAAAUUAGAGGACGCGGUCGACCGCGCGGAGCAGCUGCGCCAGGCGUCCGGCGAAUCAUUGGAUGGGCUGCGCGCGGAGCUGGGGGAUGUUCCAUACCUCGCCGAGGUCCUCGAGGCGGCCGUCGAGGUCGCGCGCGACGAGCAUUUGGCCGCGGACCCCGACGUCGUGAAAUCCUUAAGGGAGGACGUCGACAGGUGCCUCAAGAAGGUGCGCCGCGACCUGCGCAAAGCGGAUGGGUCUGUUAAGCGUGCUCAGGCGCGCAAGGCCCGUGCAAAUAUGAGGCCAGAGCUGCCGCCGCAGCGCGGCUCGGGCUUCAGCGAGAGACGGUACGUUCGGCCGAAGAAGAAGCCCGUGCAGACGGCCUUCGGCUACAACGCGCGGGACCGCGUGACGGAGGACGUCCUCGUCAUCCCGGAGCGGAAGGACGGCCUCGCCGUGAAGCGGCCGGACUUCAUGAAGCGGGCGCCGCCGCCGACGGUGAGCCGGCACAAUGCUUUUCAGCCGACGUCGAACGACCUGGCGGGGUUGCAGCUUUGAGCUUUAAGUUCCUUUUGUCACACCAGG
Molecule: messenger RNA, 1295 nt
Organism: Pelagomonas calceolata
Lineage: Eukaryota; Pelagophyceae; Pelagomonadales; Pelagomonadaceae
Source: the annotation of a GenBank genome assembly